AUGAGCGAGACUCACAGCGAUGACGCUGCUGCACUUCACCAUAUUUUCAGCAGCUCCUCAUCCAUUCGUGGCUACCACACCGCAGCAGCGACUCCUGGUUACAAACGCACCAGCCGGCCUUCGCUCGAUCUGGACUUCAAGUUCGGUGAGCCCUCGACGCCGAGACCAACCAGUCGUGUCGAGCAGCUAGGCCAGCAUAUCAAACAGAAGCUCUCUGGCGGACACCUAAGCAGGACAAGCUCAAAGAAAAGCAUACAGAAGUCGCUCCGUGAGACGAGUGAUCUGGGUGGCAUCGCAGAAGCCAGUCCUCCGGACGUACAAGGCACAGGCACCGCGCCCGCCAGCCACUCCACAGCGCGCCUGUCUUGCCUGCUUGCUUCCAGGAACGCCAGUCAGGGUGGUUAUGAUAGUGAUGCGAAGAGCCUCGACAGCCCUGUGCUCGCCAGCAGCGCUGGAACCAUUACUCUCAAGUCGGGACUUGUACAGCAGACUCUUGAAAAGCUGGAGUCGCAACGCUCAUCCAUUCGGUCACUCACAAGCCCUCCUUCAAAGCUCAACAGGGUUUCAGGUCACGGUCGGUCAAAUGCACUGAAGGGUCUUCCACCCAUUCCCUCGGUACCUCUCCGCAGAAUGUCCUUCGUGGAUGCCUUGCAGAUGCGCAAUGAUGAAACACCCAAGGAAGUCUUGCGUCGCGUGAGCUCCGGAGUCGACGAGGGAAGCAUUGAGAUAUCGACCUCUCCGGGAGUACGCCCCGGCCGUCUUCCCAGCAUCAUGGAAGCGAAGUCAGAUUGGCACCUCCUGCCUCCGAAGCGAUCGUCCAGCUUGCCCAGAAGUAUCGAGAUCAGGAAGAAACACGACUCCUCUCCAGAGACUACAAUUGCAAGGGAUAAGCGAGACACCACGUCAGAAAGCGGCAAGCGGAUAAGCUUGAUAUCCGAGCUCUAUCCUCAAUACCUGGAGUAUGCUGAGCAUAGAAAUUCGAGUGACACGGCGGACGUGGUGGUUCCCGUGCCGCGGCCCACGAAAGAGCUCGACUACAGCAAUACAAAUGGUGCUGCCCCUCCUGUGCAGCUAGAUGCCACCAUGGCCCCUUCAAGAUCGAAUACGAUGGCAUCGUCACUGUACAGAGACUCUGACUCCGUCCAUCUGUUCAACAUGCGGAUCUCCCAGAGGCUAGCAAGCCAGAUUCAAUUGCCCGUGCGAUCACCCACAAUAUCUCCAAGUGAGUCUCGACGGUCUUUCAGUGUAGAUGACUCGCGUAUGGUGAGCGGUCAUCGACGCAUCUCAAAUGAGCAUAAUCGGCAGCCAUCGGACCCUGCAACACGUCUGCUUUUCGAAAAUUUCUCGAAAGCAAGAGACCAAAGCCAGAGUUGGAAGACUGUCACUUCUGCCCACAGCGGCUCUUCUCGUCGAGACGUGCACCAAGCGUUGCAGGAUAACGCAAGCUCGUGUUAUUUGAGCAAUACCGCUCCACCGACUGACAGCCACUGCAGUACUGCUCGCGUCAGCAGACGUCAAUCGCUGCUCAAUCCGCACAGUCUUGCUGUUGGUGGCAGAUCGGUGUCAGGAGACUACUCGGACAUCCAAAGGCACAAUCGCGGCGUGAACCCUGACAGUGGCCCAUCCAGCGCCACUCAACGCCGCAAUAGGCGCUCAUCUGAGAACAAUCCGCCUGCGGCAUCCACUGCCUUCAACAGCCAACGCCUCGCUGAUGGACCAGUACAACGAGCUAGGGAGAGGGAGAUCAGUCCAACACCUUUGCCGAAGCAUCUGCGUGAAUCCAGAAGUCGUGCCGAGCAGAUGAGCGAGAUCAGCAUUGGCAAAGCAAUGGAUCGACGCAACGAGAACCUUACUGAGAUCAGUCUCACUGACUUGAAGGACUUGCACAAGACUGUCAGCUCUGCAACAAAAGCUGGCAGAUACGAUGUGCUACGGCUCACAGAUGGCGCCGAUUCGAUCGCACAGAGCGCUCCCGGUUCCAUCGGCCAGCGUACACCAAAGAUGGUUGGUGAUGCUCACUGCGAUCGGAGCCGGCGCAACAGCAAGCAACGGAGACCCACUCAAUCUCAAAGCACAGAAAACGCCGCGGACAAUUGGGCUCGAGCAUUUCGGCAAGCUCGCGAACUACCGCCGAACCAUGACAAGUUCUUAACAGUCCCAAGAUUCGACCGAGAUGGCAGGAAGAGAAGACUCACGUUGAGUACGGACAACGUGCCACCUGUCGUGCCAAGAAUCGAUUCCGGCUCGUCGUGGGACACUCGUAGAUCUCGGAGUGUGGAUGAUGCCCUCAACGCCACAGCACUCAAGAAGCACGCUAUCUCAUCUAGCGGUUCUCCAGGACCCGCACUGCGAGCUUCUGAUGACACUGCGCUGCCCCGUGGUCGACUUCAUGGUCAAACUCCCAAGGAACGCAUGCCGGGCCUCGGUGAUGCUCGCCAAGGCACUUCGAGCAGGAAAGGCCACACCUCAACCACGCCGCUGAAGAGCUUUUUUGACGCUUGGUCCAAGUUUCCCAGCCACACCCGGGCCGAACGUAAUGGUGCUGCUGGGGAAGCGGACGAUAUUAUCGCCCGCGAUUUUCUCACCUCUGCUGGUGGCGCACUGCCCCCAAAACAGUCAGACGAGAACAAGCCACCACUAAAUCACAAGUGGUCAACUAUUCUGCCCUCCAGCCUACAGAAGACACUCAACAAGAACAAGAGUAAAAGUAUGCCAUUGCGUGAUCGGGCUAUGCUCAGUCCAGCCGCGAGAGCGCGACAGAAUCGCAAAGGCCUUCUGGGCAGGUGGAAAAGAAUGUAUAGAAGCAGCAGCACUGAUUUUCGCAAGUACGCUCUUUUUCAUGGCCAUCGGAGCAGUGUCAGUCUGGGCGAUGCUCUCGAGUAUCCAGAGCUAGAGUGUCUAGGUGGUCAUAACCACGACUUACUCACGGAGACAUGUUUGCGACGUCUUCAAGAAAGUCUCGACGCCCAGCUGAGCCAAGAGACGGAGACAUCACAGCGUAAGAUCACGAAAAGAAUGUCAUGUCCGGAGAGCACGCAGUCUGGACCUGCUCGGCUCCCAAGGACGCAAGCGAUUGAUUGGGGGCGGUACUAUGCAGACUGCGUAGGUAGCCUUUCGGCACUGACAAGUGAAGCUAACACUCCGAAUGCUGAGACGAACGAGCCGGAAGGAAGUCGUAUGAGGAGCCCAGUAGGAAGUCCGGAGCUGCGCGACAGUACGCUCGAUUUCCAAAAGUCGCUGGGCAAAGAACAGGAGAGAGUCAAAGAGCGACUGAUGAAGAAGCUUGAGGACUUCGGUCCUGAUGGGCAUGUCAGUCACGAACACCAAGACGGUCAGGAAAUGGACGAUGAGUUGAAGCGAUUCAGCUCCAUGACGAAGAGCACGGUCGACACACUUGGAGCGAGCUCCAUCAAAACCAAAGAUCUGAAGAUUCCUGGGAGUUUUGGUUAG
Cyphellophora attinorum is the source of this 3450-nucleotide messenger RNA. RefSeq lists its product as uncharacterized. Bases 1 to 3450 code for a protein of 1149 amino acids. NCBI's taxonomy places the organism in Eukaryota, Fungi, Ascomycota, Eurotiomycetes, Chaetothyriales, Cyphellophoraceae. The record is from RefSeq and is a predicted model, not a curated record. The transcript has a single exon.